AUGCGCAAGCCGGCUGUACAAUUGUUCACAAAUGUACUGGCCUGUGAAAGAGAUGCGGGUCAGCCACGGACCAUUGUUGCCAGGAGUUCUUCUGCUUCACUCCGCUUACUCGAUGGCCUGCUUGGCUCCAUUUCGCCUCUUAGCGCCAGAACAACGGACCAGGAGACCAAGUUUCGGAAAAGACAGGACUGGUUACCAGUUUUUUUGUCCCAGACAAUAUUUAUUGCCCUGGUGACUGCAGGAUAA
This is a messenger RNA of Protopolystoma xenopodis, 246 nucleotides long. The record is from the annotation of a GenBank genome assembly. NCBI's taxonomy places the organism in Eukaryota, Metazoa, Platyhelminthes, Monogenea, Polystomatidea, Polystomatidae.